UCGAUGAUAUAUCACCGUCACAUCGUCAAAUGGAGAAUGUUAUCGGUGAUAUAUCACCGUCACAUCGUCAAAAGGAGACCGAUAUCGAUGACAUAUCACCAUCUAACCGUCAAAAGGAGACUGUGAUCGACGAUAUUACACCGCCGCCGACUGUAAUCGAUCAGGUGUUUGCUCCAAACAGUAAACAAGAAUACAUCAGAGAGACUAAAACGCCGAAGGAAACCGUCAUUGACGAUUGUUCAAACCCGCAAUAUAGAAAAGAAACUGAUAUAGACAAUAUAUUUUCUUCAAUACGCGAACAAGAAGAGCCUGCCAUGCACGAUCGGUUACCUACAUACAAUACAAAAGAAACUGCCAUCGACGACGUGUCGCCUUUAUCAUUGAGGAGAGAAACAGUCUCAGACGAUAGCUCACCUUCAAAACAAUCUACUAUUAAUGAAACAAUCAUCGACGAUAUAUUGUCCUCAAACCGAUCCAUUGCAUCUUCGGUUGAAUAUAUUUCACCACAAACAGUCAAAACACAAUCUCCAGUGAAUCUGACAAGGGAGACGGACAUAAUUCCGAAGGCUGAGAUACGCAAUCUUGUUGUUGAUGACGUGUCGACUUCGCUGCCGAUUACGACUAAAUGUGAAACAAAACAUGAAUCUGUUAUUGGUGACCCCGCAGGAUCAGACGUGAUUAAUUCCAGUACAUUGGACGACCUUGAAAGUGCAAUAGCUCCGUGUAUAGAGCAGUACACAAAGUCAGUGAAUUCUCCUACUAAACUUCAGCCGGAAGUAGACCAUGAAUGGUCUUCAACAGAAAAAGUUGAAAAACAAGAAAAAGCGACGGAUUCAGAUGCAUCCAACGAAUACAAACAUAUUCCAGUUGUGCCAACGUUUGGUUGGGUUGUUCGAACGUCUGUUGUUAGUCCUUCCGGGUUAAAGGGUAUAAAAGCGAAAAUCAGUAAACAACAGGAACGUUCGCGCGUUCGCAAACCUGAGCAAUACAAAUCCGUGCUCACUGAACCUGUUGUGAUAAACCCUUCUCCACCGGUCGUACGGACACCCGACAAAAAUCCGCUACCCGUUAUUCGCCAAAAGAUCAUGUCCUCUCGACACCGCUUUCUCAGUGCUGAUAAUCUGACGGACAACGUGAGCUCGCAGUUCGAGCACUUCAAAAUGUCCGUGUCUAAAACGCCGACCAGACAACGUAUUUAUACGCGUCGCGAGACAACGCCAGCUCAAAAAACUCGCCGCAUAUUGAGCUUUGAGCGUGUAGAUAAUCUAAGCAGUAUGCAUUCCCCGCGGCACAAUAGUGACGACUCGUUCGAAAAACCCGCGUUCGACACACUUCACAAAGACUGUAUGUUCUCGGCUCAUAAACACAAAGAAAUACAAAAAACCACAGAAUCUAUAGACCAAUUACACGAACCUUUGCUCAGUUAUGGGUCUGUUUCGUCAUUGGUGGAAACAGAUAUUGACUCUGGUGAAACGUUUGAAACAUUUUUCCUUCACGAAACUGACGUUGAUAUGUUUGGGUUUCAGCAUAUACCUUUACAAAGAACUGCAAGCAUGAGUGACAUGAUGACGUCAAGAAAUCUGGAAGAACAAAAGGUGAGGAAGGGUCGAUUCGCCGACCGAAACAUGCCAAAGUCUAAAAGUCUCAUGGCGUUGGAAACGGACAUCGACGAGGAAGUUGAGGGAGACGGAAGUCUUAAGCGUGUGCCGUCUAUACACGAGAUUCGCGUUGCUAAAUCUCUACAGAAGCUUAACGUCCCUGAUUGGUACAAAAGGUCGAGUGUUUCGCGGAGCGGAAGUACGUAUAGUCUUUUCUCUGAACGACGAGACUCGACGUCAACACUCAACUCCAUAGGGUAUGCAAUGUCCACAACGUCAUGUCCUUGUCCCUCUAUUAGUCCCACUUCCGGUGCUGUCGUGAUAAAGACCAGAGUUACACCGUCGAGUGCAAAUAGGUUUCUUCGUGCACCUAAACUCCCUGUUACGCCGGAAAAAUCCCCAUUGCCCCCCAUGAACUUCCGAUUACCUAGUGACAGAUUACGGAAAAAAGAAAAAUCUAAAGAACUCAUGCCGAUACCGGUCGUGCCUUUCUCACAACUAAGACUUAUGUUUGAAACUGGUAAAAAGAAGACAUCACCCGUAAAAAAAUCUCCUAGUACCAAAUCUGAAAAAAUAUCUCCUCUUCCGUCACCUGAUGUACCAGAUCACCCUGCUACGUCUCCAGUGACAUCAUCAGCUCCCCAUCCAAUACUCAAGGUGACACACGCUGACCAACCGCCAACGAAUGGUACCACAACAGGCAGUAGGGAUGAAGAGAGCAGAGUGAAAAAUGGUCGCGUGCGAAUUAGUGAACCUGAGGUUACAAAUGUCAAGCCGGUUCCUCCAGAAAAACCGGCGUCUUUGACUAAUAAGGAAGCCAGCCAAGAAAAGCCAACUACGCCGACGAAAAAGGGAUUCUUCUCUCAUUUUAAAAAACAGAAAAGUUCCUCUACAAAGUCGGCACCGGUAGCGCCACCUGUGGAGCCAGAGAAACUCAAACCGUCCAUCAAACCGCCUGUCCCCGCAAAACCCGUCAAGAGUAGGAAAGAGGAGGUUAACAGUUCGUCUGUCGGUAAGUGAAAUAACAUCAUCGGCUAAAUUAUAAAUAUAUUCUACAGCGCUUCACAUAUUUCUUGCAAAUCGCCUCUUUU
Molecule: messenger RNA, 2689 nt
Organism: Mizuhopecten yessoensis (Yesso scallop)
Lineage: Eukaryota; Metazoa; Mollusca; Bivalvia; Pectinida; Pectinidae
Exons: 2
Coding region: 30-2618 (862 amino acids)
Source: RefSeq, a predicted model, not a curated record